AAGCCAGAUUUUAUUGUAGAAAGUAUUGCUAAAUCAGAUUUUAGAUUUUACGUCCUCUUCUAUACGGAGGUUUUUAUUACAAUUUUUUUAAAGGAAAGAUUUAAUCACUUUGGUUAUCGGAAUAAUUACAUAAGGCACUAUCUUUUGUAAAAUAUUUAUAUUUUUACGUUCAAAGAAUGUAUUUUUUAUAUUUUUACGAUUUUCCAAAAAAUAACACGAAAACAACAUAAAAUCAACAAGAAAACAACAUAAAAGUAACAUGAAAAUAACAACAAAAAAUAACAUACAGAGAACAAAAAAUUAAUAACAAAUGAACAAAAUUUCAACAUAAAAAGACCGUAUUUUAUGUAAAUAAAAUCAAAAAAAUUGUAAAAAUGUUUAAAAUUCCGUGAAACUGUAUUUUUGUUGUUUUUUGUUAUUUUUGUGUAUUUGUGAAAUUAUCCCUCUGCGUUCUUGGAGACAUGUGUACUUUUAGGAAAAUUUAUAAAAAUACUAACUUUUGGCUAAAUCUUUACAAAAAUAUUGUCACACGGUAGAAAUAAUUUAUUUUUUCUUUUAUGCUGUAAAACAAAAAAAAAAUGAAGUUUUCAUCUUCCACAUCCAUGGAGAGAGACACCACAGGAAUACCAAUAAAAUUGGAAAACAACCAUUAAUUCUGGUGAGAUCGAGAAAAAAACAACAAAAUUGAUGUCAAAUAAUUAAUUGUGGGAAAACAACUAUAAAACAACACUAAAACAAAUCAAACAAAAGAAAAGAUAAAAGGAUUAAAAAAAAUAACAAUGUUCUGCACAACCUCAAUACCAAAUGUAAUAGCAGUUAUAUUUGCAAGUCUAAUCUUAAAAAAUCAGAUUAAAAAAAAACUACUAAAAGAACACAAAAACAAAUGUAAAACAAUAAGCAGAUAUAACCACUUAAAAAAACAUAAAAGAACCUCACACCUCAAAACUUUUUUUCUAGUGAGUUCGUCAAGUGUAUUUUUAGGAGAACCAAAAUAAAAAAAAAAAACCACAAAAUAACCAUAGAGAAGGAAGAAAAAAUGUAUUUUAUAGCCUCCAUCUUUGACACUCACGGAUAGAACCACCACACCACCACGAGAACACCCAGAAAAUAAUCAUUAAUUCCAGGGAGAUGGAACAAGAACUAUGAAAACAAAAAUAAAUUAUGGAAAACAAUCCUAAAACAACACUAAAACAAAUCAAAAUAAAACAAAGGAAUAAAAUCUUAAUUAAAAAAACUAACCAUCUUCUGCACAGUCUCAACACUUGAUGCAAUAGAGGCUAUAUUUGCAAGUCCAGUUUUGGAAAAUCAUAUUAAAAAAAGUAGAAUUUACGUGGAGUAUGGGUUUUUUAAACCUUUUAUGAUAAAUAUGGCAUAAUUGAUUGUGGACACUUUAUAUGGCUUUUUUUAAAGUUUGUCCAUAGUUUAUGGGAUUUUAAAGCCCAUACGGCUAGAAUAUAUUUGUCAAAAGCCCAUAUUGUGUGUAUUGUAGUUUAUUUAGGUUAUUUUAGUAAUUUGAGGUGUUUAAAUAUUUUGGUUCAGUUUUUUUUUUUUAACAUAACGGUUUUUUUCUUUUUUUUUGUAGAGUUUCGCAUGUAAUCAUCACGAUUUGAUGGUUGCUUCUACAUUUUAAUUUACUUUUGCAGUUUUCAAUUCAGGCCUAUUUUCUCUAAACCUCCUAUACCAUUAUCUCUCUCCCUCUCUUUUUUCAUUUCACUAUUUCUUCAUUUCCCUCUUUCUUCUUUUUUUCUUUCGUUUCAUCCUCUAUUUUUUUUGCUCUCGAUUUUUUGAGGAUAUUGCCGCCAUUGUUCUUCGGGUAGGAGCUACCAUUGUUCGUGUGUUCUUCAAGGUAAAGCAUGAGUUAUUUCCCUUUUUUUUUCUCUAAUUUUAGGGUUUUAUUCCUUUUCAUUUUGUGGGUUUGUUGAAGUUGCAUUGUUCUUAAUCAUUCUUACAUUCUUAUUUUUUUUCUUUUUUAUUUUUUUUAUUUGGCAUUUUCUUGUUGAGUUAUGCUUAAUCCGAAGAGAGAGAGAGAGAGAGAGAGAGAGAGAGAGAGAGAGAGAGAGAGAGAGAGAGAGAGAGAGAGAGAGAGAGAGAGAGAGAGAGAGAGAGAGAGAGAGAGAGAGAGAGAGAGAGAGAGAGAGAGAGAGAGAGAGAGAGAGAGAGAGAGAGAGAGAGAGAGAGAGAGAAAUGAGUAUAGAAGAGAAUAGUUCCUUGAGAGAAAAAGAAACAAGGAGAAUCGUUGGAAAACAAUCUCCACCCAUUUUCUGUUUUAAGAUUAUUAGUGUAUCGUUGUUCUUCUUUUUUUAAAAAUAUUUACUCCGAAGUGAUUAUUGUGUUGUUGUAUUUAUUCGUAUUGGAUUUUUUAAGUAUUUUGUGUUUUGGGUUUUGUUUUAUGCUUUAGUAUUUGGUUGUUUAGUUUUAUUUUUUUAAUUUUUGUUGAUAUUCGGUUUUGUUGUUGUGUGUGUGUGUUUUUCUUUUUUUUUUUUUGAAAUUUUGUUGAUUUUUGGGUAUAAUUUUUGUUGGUUUUAGUGAUAAAUUUUCUUUUAUUUUUUAGAAACUGGUUUUUGGGUAUGAUUUAUAUGAUGAUUUUAGUAAUUUCGGGUUUUAGAGUCAAUGUGUUGUAAUAAAUUUUGGGUUUCUUGUGUAAUCUGAAAAACUAUGUAGUUUCUGUUGAAAGUAUUGUACCAGUUAUAAACUUGUAUGGCUUUUAUUUUGCAUGAAGAAAUUGUUGUUGUGUUUGAGCAGUUAUAAUCUUUGUUUUAUUUAUAAAAACUGGUUUUUGGUGUGAAUGAGUGGAUUUGAGGUUUGAGGUUUCAAAAUAAAUCUCAUAUGGAAAACCAGUUUCCAGAUCAUGAUUACAGUUUUAAAAAUGGGUUAGAAAUGAUGCAGGUGUUGUUUGGGAUCCUUGGAUACCUGAUUUUGAAACAUGUCAAAAACUAGUUUCUGGAGUUUGAUUUAUUUUCUAGAUAUGUGUUAUUUGUGCAUUCUGUGAUAUUGGAUGUGUGGGUGGUUUUAAGGUUGAUGUUGCAAAAUGCUUGGAUCUUUGAGUGGGUCUCCUUUGGGCUGGAUUAUUAGUUUUAUUGUUUAGUUAAUUACUGUUGAGGAAAUUGUUGAUAUGUUUUUUUUGUUUUGGUUUUUUUUUUGUUGUUUUGUUUCGAUUUUGUGUGAAACUGGUUUUCAUGUUAAUUAUUAGGAUUGAUUUGUUGUUUGUGUCUAAUGUUUAUUUUGUGUUUUGUUUUUUUAUUAGAUGGAGAAUGAAUCAGAAUCAAAAGUCCCAUCUGUUGUUGAAAAGGUUGAGCCUGCUACGAAGGCUAAAGGCCGACCAAAAAAAACUUCACGUAAAGCUAAAGAUCCUUCUAUCGAAGAAGAAAAACCUGUUAAAGUUGAAACGAGGAAAUCUCCUCGUAAAUCCAAAGCUGAUAAUGUUGUGGAACAUAUUCCCUUGAAAGCUCCAACAAGAAGAUCUCACCGGAAACUUAAAGUUGAUAAUCAAGAAGUUAAAGGUGAUGUUGCUGAUUCUGUUUCUCACAAACACCGUAGUAAAAAAGUUAGUAAGAAGGCUACUAAUGUCCUUCAAGCAGACAAUGAUGAUGAUUUUCAGACUCAGAAGGUUGUGGCGGAAGUUGUUUCAAGCAAGAAAAGGAAGGCUGUUAGUGAUGACGCUAGUGCGUCAAAGAAAAGCAAAACUAAGGAUGCAGUGGAGGAUUCUAAUUUGGUAUGUCUUUUUUUUUUCUUAUAUUUUUUUUGUUGUUUUGUGUAUUGUAUUUGUUGGACAAAUGUUUAUUUUUUAGUUGUAUAUAUAUUAUCUAUUUGUUUAUUUUAUUAGUUUUUUUUUUUUUUUUCAUUUUCCUUUAUUUGUAUUGUGUUUAAUGUUGUUUAUGAUAAAGUGUGUGAAUCUAAUGUUGCUGAUGAUGAGAAAUUGGCUAAUGUUGCUAAGAAAGUUAAAAAAAAAACUACUUUCCAAAUCCCAUGGCAAGAAGAAGAGCGAGACUCCUGUUGUUGUUGCUCCAUUGGUAAUUUUUAUUUUCUAAAGAAACCAGUUUCUUGCUCUAUUAUUUUCCUUGUUUUCAGGUUUUCUGUUUACAGUUUUAUUUGAAUCUGGUUUUAUAAUCUAUAUGUUUUUAUUUCAAGUUUUUAAUUUUUCUUUUUGUUUUGGGUAACCAGUUUUUGAAUAUUUUAUUUUUUUGGUUGUGUAAUUUUAAUUUCGAUUGCUUAUAUUCUUUUUUCUCUCCCAGGAAUAUUAUUUUAAAAUUGAUGUUAAGAAGAGGUUUGCUGAGAAACCUCAACUUUACAAUCCUUUCAAUGUCAUCCAUGAUAUCAAUGAGAAUAUUUCAAAUGAUCAGAAGGAGUUGUUUCGAAAGUGUCCUUUUGGCCUCUUUCUUGAUGUGAGCAACUUCAACUAUCAAAUACAACUCAUUCAUCUCAUUCUUUUGGAGCAGAUUCACACUGAAAGGGAAGAUGUUGAGCUCUAGUUCAAAUUGGGAAACAAGGCUGUCGUUUUGGAAUUGAAAAGUUUUCCCUAAUAACCGGUUUGGAUUGUAAGAAAUCCUAUGAUGUUGAUCAGUUCAAAUCAAAGAAGUUACUUGGUUACAAGGAGGAUAGUUUUUGUAUGCAUGGGCUUACUGAGAUGGUUACUGUGAGGGAAGUUGCUAGUGUUUUCUUUAGCGGUGCAUUGAAAGAUGAUGAAGAUUAUGUGAAGAUAGCUCUUGUAUACUUGUUUGCUGGGUAUUUGUAUGGUUAUCCCCAAGGCAAAAAGAUUGACAACUUUAUAUUUGCUAUGGUUAAUGGGGAUGAUUUUAUUGAAGUGUUUAAUCGGUUUGGAUGGGGAAAGUUAUUGUGGGAAAAGACUUUUUAUCACCAAAAGAUUGCAUUGAAGGAUGGAAACGAUACCUUUGAACAGCUUGCUAAAAAAAGGAUGAUUGAGAAGGGUUACAAGCUUAAAAGAUUUCCUAUGACAUUUCUUAUUUGGCUGUACGAGAUCAUUCCGUCUUUAUCACCUCGUUUUUGCAAAAGAAUCGGCAACAAGAGUCCUCGUGUUCUGAAUUGGGAGAAUAGCCCUACAUCGGAAUUUAACAAGUUGAUUUAGGAUGUGUUUAACAAUCCUAAGGUAAUUUUUUAAUUCAAAUUUCAUUGUUUUGAUUAUUGUUUGUUUUAUUUUUUUUUUGGUUUUUUGUUUUUAAAUUGUUUAGUUUUUUUAUCUUUCUAGAUUGUUAUAAAGGAUUUUGUUGCUUUGAGUGGUGAAAAGUCUCAAAGUCUUUUUUCUAAAUUUAAGUUUGAUCCCCAAUACAUUCCUAAGAGGGUUGGUGAUGCUGUGUGUUCUGAUGAAGUUAAUGAUGAGGUCAAGGUAUUAAAACCCGAUUUCUUAAUUUAUUUUGUUUGUAUAUUUUGGUAAUUAUAUGUAUAUCAUUACUUACUUUCAUGUUUUUUUUUUGUCAAUUAUUCAGGUUUCUCAUGAAAAGUUGGACCAGAUUUUUGUUGAACUGAAUUCUAUCAAAGAGUGCCAGCAAAAAAUUAAGGAUCGUAUUUCUAGUUUGAGGAUUGAGUUUUUGGGUGAGUUUGCUAAAUUAGGAGAAAUUCUCAAUGGAUUGAAGAAGAAGAGUGAUGGCAGUUCUAAGGAUUCUGAAUUUUUUUCAUCCCCUAUAAGAGAGGUAAUUAGUUUCUUUGUUUAGUGUUAUUUGAUUAUAGGUUUGUUGGUUUUGGUGUUAUUAUAGUUUUUUAUCAAUUUGUUGAAACUAGUUUCUGUAUUGGAUGUGUGAUUGUUUGAUUUUUGAUAGUUAGUUGAAAUUGGUUUCUGUAUUGGGUUGGGUUGAGAUACGUUUUUUUCAAUUUCUUGAAACUGGUUUCUGGUUUGGGUUUUAGGUAUUUGUUGCUGUGUUAUUUUCUGUAGGAAACCAAUUUCUAUAUUUAUGUUUAAAAACUGGUUUUCAAUUAAUUUAUUGUUCAGGAAUACUAUCAGGAUAUAUGGGAUGAUGGUGGUGGGUUACAGUUGUCCGUUCAUACUGGUCAAGCUGAGGUACAAGAUUUUUACAUUUAUUUUUCGCUUGUUCGAAUUUUAUUGUUUGUUCUAACUAUUUUCCUUCAAUUUUUUAGGAGGAAAAGGACACUUCGAAUUUUGAAAAUAUGUUUAUUGAUCCGAUUUUCUUAAGGGUGUGGUUGAUAGCACUGUUAAGAGUGCUUUGAAGACAGAUGAUGUUUCAUUUCAUGAUGAUAGUGAUAAGUUGAGUUUGGUUUUGUACGAUGAAUCAUAUUUGUCUCCGGAGAUUCAGAAGAGGCAGCCAAAACCAAGCUCUAUUGUUUUGUCGCCAUAUGUUGUGGACUUUGGGUCUUCUUCAUCUUCAAAGGAAGACUUAUAUGAGGAUUGUGCAAGAUGAUAAAUUUAUUGUGCAUGGAAUCAAUCCAUUUAAAGAUGAAAUUUGUUAUAAUAUUGGUCCUGAGCAGUGCGUUAAGUUUUCCAAUUUUAUUGAUGAGAACAUAGUCAUGAAUAGGGGGUUAGUAUAUUUUGUAUAUAUAUUUAUAUUUUUUACAUUUCUUUUUAUGUCUUUUUUUUUUAUGUGAUUGACUUUUUUUUUUUUGUGUUUGUUGUUGUUUGUGUUGGGCAGUGUGAAGAAGUACUCUGAUGCGGACAGCAUGUUAUCGCCACCUAUGGAUUUUUCUUUCAUUGAAAUUUCCGAGAAGAUGUGGUUCUACCAGCUUCAUGCUUGUGGUGAAUUUUCUGUGUGUGACAGUGUAAGAAACUAGUUUUUUUUUAUUAAUUUUUUAUGUGUUUGAGGGUCGUGUAGUUUAUAAUUCUGUUCUCAGUUUUUUGCAAAAUCGGUUUCUCAUACAUGUUUUUUUUUUUGCUAUUUUGUAGCAUUUAGAUGUGGUAUUCUAUUACCUUAGGAAGAAGAUUAAGCAACACGAUACUUUGAACCAACGGAUUACCACUACUGAUUGUUUGUUUGAUCAAGUCAUAUGGCUUUCAUACAAUCAGUUCUUGAAAUCGGGUUCUAAUCCUUCUAAGAUUGACUUUGAUAAUGUCAUUCCUAGAUACAUUGUUGGUGAGUAUUUGUUUUGCAAUACUCCUUGGGUGCUUACUGACCAUGUUCUUAUAUAUGUCAAUAUUCAAAAGAAAAAAUAUUGGAUAUUGGUCCAUUUUGAUAUCAAGGAGAGGAUGUUGAACGUAUAUAACUCCAUGUCUGGUGCUCUCAACAAGAAACGCGUCUUGGAUCAUGUCAAAGCUUAUUCUACUAUGCUGCCGUAGUAUUUGGAGUAUCUUGAUGUUUAUUCUUCUUGACCGGAUCUUAAUUUGGUUGAAGGUCCAUAUUCUGUUGGGAAAAGAGAACCUUUGAAUUUCAAGUUCAUUGAUGGGCUUCCAAGUCAGGUCAAUAGGUAAUUCUUCCUCUUUUGAUCAUAUAUUUUUUUUAAUUGAAACUAGUUUUAUGUUUUGUUUUGUUUAUAUUUUUUGUCAAUUUUUGUUUUGUUUGCACAGAAACUGGUUUUUGAUAUGAAUUCAUUUUUUUUGUUUUCUUGUAGUGACUGUGGUGUAUUUGUGAUCAAGUUUGCUGACUUCAUUCGUGGAAAAAUUGAUGACAUUCCAUCUAAGAUGUCAGAUUUGGUAGUAGUAUAUAGAGAUGAUCUUGCUGUAAGUUUGUUUAUUCAUGCUAGGAGGAAACAAAUUGGCGGUUAUAUAACUGAUGAUGAAGUGUUGAAAAAGGUGAAGAAAUCAAAGGAUAAUGCAAGUGAUAAGGCAAAGGUCAAAGGGAAGGAUAUUGCAAAGGGAAAGGGCAAAGACAAAUGAUUUCAGAUGAAUGGAUAGAUGUUUAUAAUAAUUACUUUUUGUUUUUUUUUGGAUUUAUGUUCCUAUGUUUACAGGAAACUAGUUUCUUUUGUUUUUUUUUUUUUUUUUUUUUUUUU
Messenger RNA from Cannabis sativa, 7890 nucleotides. RefSeq lists its product as uncharacterized. The coding region runs from base 3245 to 3823 and encodes 192 amino acids. The transcript is spliced from 4 exons. The record is from RefSeq and is a predicted model, not a curated record. NCBI's taxonomy places the organism in Eukaryota, Viridiplantae, Streptophyta, Magnoliopsida, Rosales, Cannabaceae.